AUGGUGCGGAGCGAGAAAUGCCAAAAACUGGCUGGGAUCCGAUCAAAGUCGCCACCCUCUGCCCCGCUGCCAACUCAUUCAUUCUUCUUCGGUGUUCCCGCGCUGCACAAAAAACGCAAACCCCCGACGAGAACCCCACUCCGAAUGAAGGAGGCGAAUGGCCAUUACGAAUGCCGAAUGCGUUCCCGGGCGGCGAUUUUUUUGCGCCCAGUUCCGCACUCCGUUCUCCCACCCAACGCACAUCUAGAUAUUACGGGUGGAGGUGGGCGAGACCCAGGGGUGAGGGAGGUAGGGCGAACAACAAAAAAACACCCAGCGCAAACCUGUCAAAACUGUCGAGAGGUGACUGAGAUGAAUGCCCGCGAAUGCCAAACGCACACAAGGCCGAAUGCAAAAAACAGCGCAAAAAGCACUGGAGGGAUAAGGAGCAGAAAAACCAGCAAAAAAAUCGUAGAAAAAACGGGACGAUGUUCGAGACCGGCUGGCUGAAAAGAACAGUCAGUGGAAAAUGUGCUCCACGGCAAUAAAUUGAAAGGAAAAUGAUGAUUGAAAGCAAUAUCCUUUUUCUGCUAUACUCGGGGAGAAAGGUCACCGACUCCGUGCGCUCACAACAACUUCGGCCUCAAAACAAUUUUCAAAACAACGCCUUAUAGCUCAAGAGAAUUUACCCAAGAACGCCCAUUAAGACCCCCGUGAAUUUCUUGAGAUUCGCAUCUUUCCGUGAUGCAAUAAAUGCUUCGGCACUGCUGCUGCCGGUAUUGCGUCAUCGCCCCCGACUGAACAAAUAUCUCAGCUUAACGAGAUCUGUCGUCCCCGAAAGCUCAAUGAUCUCUGAACGCGGGUCAGGGCGCAAUCUCGCGCGCUGCAGGUGCCUAAUGCGUUCGUUUCGCAACAGGAGGAAUGGGGGUCACACUGGGGAAACAUACGAGAAGAGGACUACAAAAUUAAAAGUAAUGUGGGCUUUACGAUUAGAUGAGUAUUUUAUGACUGAUUAGCAUACAGAAACAGCAGGAGACUUCAGUAUUAUUCAGCAUCAAAAAUUAUGGCCCAAUUUCGAAACCUUUUCACGCGGGCAAAGACUUUCGCUUUUUUUGGACUCAACAUCAGCGAUUUCACAACUACGACAAUCGGCGAGGAGCACUGACAGCAAGAGAAUAACAAUCAAAAAUCCAAUAAAAAAUUCCAAAAAUUUCUUGCGUAUUUCUCAAAUUACAAGAGACAAAAAAAUGUAAACAGUCUCGGAAAGACAACAAAAAUAAUGGGAAGUCGACGUUCGAGAAGCAGAAUUUUCGAUUCUGCACAGCUUUCAGAGCCAAGCGCAGAUAAAAAUUUUACAGUGCGUUCGGAAUAAAAAUGCUCAGCCCCAGACCAUGCAAUCGAGACUGACGAUGGAGGACUGGAAAGACGAAAAAGUUGAAAAAAUGGAUGGAAAAGAAGGAAGACGGAACGGCCGGAGCAAAAAGGGAACGGCAAUGCAAAAAGUUGGAACGACCCCUUCGUCUUUGCGCCGGCCUUCGCGUCCCCACGCCUUCUUUUCCCCCCGUUCGGCUGGAGCGGCGGCCGGCCGGCCCUGCACCCGACGAUCAGGGACGGCGAGGGAACAGGAGGGCGUGAGGGAUGAAGAGUCCGUGAUGAAAAAACGAUAUGUCCCCCGGUCCCCACCUUCACUUUCUCGCUUCGUCUUUUUCGCUUUCUUUUUCGCCACGAAUUUAAGGCCUUCACAAGCGGGUGUGCUGUGAACAGGCUAACGGCGUCCAAAAAACGAGGCAAAAAAAGAUAAACCGGCCCAGACAUUGGCGAACGCCAGCGGGAUUUUCAGCGUGGCCGGAUUUUCAGACAGGCCCGAUUUCACAUCGUCUUCAGGUCAAAGAAAAUCGCAGUCUUCAAAAUUGAAGUAAAAGCAAAAAGGGAAAUGCUCAAUUUUUUCCAGCGAGGGCAGGAACGAUGUGGUGUUGGGGGUUGGGAUGAGAAGGGGGAACGUCUGAAAGUGUUCCGACCCGAUGCCAAACAAAAAAAUGUGGUUUUGUCAGCGGCGUUGGGGGAGGCCGUCUAA
Bursaphelenchus xylophilus (pine wood nematode) is the source of this 2053-nucleotide messenger RNA. The record is from the annotation of a GenBank genome assembly. Lineage: Eukaryota; Metazoa; Nematoda; Chromadorea; Rhabditida; Aphelenchoididae.